Messenger RNA from Eptesicus fuscus (big brown bat), 3205 nucleotides. It is a transcript of the gene IRAG1, whose product is annotated as inositol 1,4,5-triphosphate receptor associated 1. The coding region runs from base 1 to 2739 and encodes 912 amino acids. NCBI's taxonomy places the organism in Eukaryota, Metazoa, Chordata, Mammalia, Chiroptera, Vespertilionidae. The transcript is spliced from 21 exons. The record is from RefSeq and is a predicted model, not a curated record.
AUGGUAAAAGCUCCCCAGAGUGAAGAGAGGCUGGCCAGAGGAGGAACGGGGAAUAACUCAGUUUUAGCCUGCGGAGCCCAGGCCUCUUGGAGCAUCUUUGGGGCUGACACAGCAGAGGUUCCGGGCACCCGCGGCCAGUCCUGCCAGAAGGCUGCCAUGCCCCACAUUCCCGAAGACGAGGAGCCCCCCGGAGAGCCACAGGCAGCUCAGAGCCCCACCGGCCAAGGCUCUCCCACCGCAGGAAUAUCUUGCAGUCCACCCACGAUCGUCCUGACUGGGGAUGCCAGUUCACCGGAAGGAGAAACUGACAAAAACCUGGCCAACAGAGCUCACAGUCCCCACCGGAGGCUUUCUCACCGACACUUGAAGGUUUCCACUGCUCCGCUGACUUCUGUGGACCCUGCGGGGCAUGUCAUUGACCUGGUAAAUGACCAGCUGCCAGACAUCAGCAUCUCAGAGGAGGACAAGAAGAAAAACCUGGCGCUGCUGGAGGAAGCCAAGUUGGUGAGUGAGCGAUUCCUGACCCGACGUGGGAGGAAGUCCAGGAGCAGCCCCGGAGACUCUCCGUCAGCUGUUUCCCCAAACCUCAGCCCCAGAGCUUCUCCUACAUCCUCUCGGAGCAACUCACUCACCAUCCCCACGCUGCCUGGUUUGGAUGCCUGCAGUGGCCCACAGCCCCCUCUGCCUGGAGCACCAGCACAGCAGAAGGGGGAUGAGGCCGAAGUCUCUUCACAUCACCUUGGCGAGCCUAAUAUCCCCAAAGGGCUAGCUGACCGGAAGCAAAAUGACCAGAGGAAAGUGUCUCAGGGCAGGCUGACUCCUCGCACUCCCACAGUUGAGAAGUCCAAAGAGAUUGCAAUAGAACAAAAGGAAAACUUUGAUCCCCUCCAGUGCCCUGAGGCCAUACCCAAGGGCCCAGCUUCUGGCUUAGGCAGUGUCGGGAAAAUGGCCCUGAACAGCCCCCAGCCUGGCCCUGCUGAGAAUGAGCUGGACAAGCCACUCCUGAAGACAGCCAGGGAGGGCAACCCUCUGCCCAGAAGUCCGGCCCAGGGCUCUGGAGGGGCAGCUCACCCGGCCCCCCAGGAAAAAGGCACAGCUGGAGAGCCAGGAGGGUCCAAGGUCGGCUCCAAAGCUGAGCUUCGGCCCCCUCCUUCCCGGCCACCCCUGCUUCGGGGGGUCUCCUGGGACAGCGGCCCUGAAGAACCUGGCCCGCGGCUGCAGCAAGUGCUUGCCAAGCUGCCCCUAGCCGAGGAAGAGAAGCGUUUUGCGGGCAAAGCUAGCAGCAAGCUGGCCAAGGUGCCUGGACUCAAAGACUUACAGAUACAAGUGCAGCCCGUGAGGAUGCAGAAACUGACCAAGCUCCGUGAGGAGCACAUCCUGAUGAGAAAUCAGAACUUAGUGGGGCUCAAGCUUCCAGAACUUAGUGAAGCGGCGGAGCAGGAAAAAGGGCUCCAUUCUGAACUCUCUCCAGCUAUUGAGGAAGAAGAGUCCAAGAGUGGCUUGGAUGUCAUGCCCAAUAUUUCUGACGUGCUGCUGCGCAAACUGCGGGUCCACAAGUCUCUCCCUGGAAGUGCCCCUCCGCUCACUGAAAAGGAAGUUGAGAACGUGUUUGUACAACUGUCCUUGGCCUUUAGAAAUGACAGCUACACCCUGGAAUCUAGAAUUAACCAGGCUGAAAGGGAACGCAACCUGACAGAAGAGGAUACUGAGAAGGAACUGGAAAACUUCAAAACUUCCAUUAUGUCUUCAGCUUCACUCUGGCACCACUGUGAGCACCGGGAGACCUACCAGAAGCUGCUGGAGGACAUCGCUGUCCUGCACCGCCUGGCUGCCCGCCUCUCCAGCCGCGCUGAGAUGGUGGGGGCCAUCCGCCAGGAAAAGCGCAUGUCAAAGGCAACAGAGGUGAUGAUGCAGUACGUGGAGAACCUGAAGAGGACGUAUGAGAAGGACCAUGCAGAGCUCAUGGAAUUUAAAAAACUGGCGAAUCAGAAUUCAAGCCGCAGUUGCGGUCCCUCUGAAGACGGGGUCCCUCGCACAGCGCGGUCCAUGUCCCUCUCUCUGGGAAAGAACAUGCCCCGCCGGAGGGUCAGCGUUGCUGUGGUUCCCAAGUUUAAUGCCCUGAACCUGCCCAGUCAGCCUCCAAGCUCAUCACCCAUCCCCUCCUUACCUGCCCUGUCAGAAUCGUCCAGUGGGAAAGGCAAUCUACCUGUUGUCACCUCAGCACUGCCUGCACUUUUGGAAAAUGGAAAAACAAAUGGGGACCCAGAUUGUGAAGCUUCUGCUCCCACACCAACCCCGAGCUGCCUGGAGAUUAGCCAGGAGACCAAGGCCAAGAUGGAGGAAGAAGCGUACAACAAGAGAUACCAGGAAGAUCUAAAGAAGAUCCAAGAGUUUAAAGGCCUAAAGGAGGAGGAAGAAGAACAGAAGAGUGAGGGUCCUGAGGAACCUGAAGAGGCAGAAGAAAGUGAAGAAGAGGGAAAGGACCAGAGAAGCAGCAAACUUGAAGAAUUGGUUCAUUUCUUACAAGUCCUGUAUCCCAAACUGUGUCAGCACUGGCAAGUCAUCUGGAUGAUGGCCGCAGCAAUGCUGGUCUUGACUGUGGUCUUGGGGCUGUACAAUUCCUAUAACUCUUGUGUGGAGCAGCCCGAUGGGCCCCUUGGAAGAUCCACUUGCUCAGCAGCCCAGAGGGACUCCUGGUGGAGCUCAGGACUCCAGCAUGAGCAGCCUACAGAGCAGUAGGAAACCUGACAUCCAGCCAGUACUCUGCUCCUGCACACAGCCCAUCACCCUUUCCCCCAGUUAUAGUGCUGUCAGGCCCAGGUGUGAGCACGCUGCCACCGGUCCAUCAGAGAAUGAGCAGGAGUUCUUUCACAAUCAGCUCCCCUGUGGGAGCUCUUCAUACAUGGUAACUGAUGUUCUCGGAGGAUCAACAAAACUUUCCUGGGAAAGCAGCAGUAGAUGAAGAAGUCACCUUCACCAAGGAACUCCAGUAGAAGGGAAGGUCGCCUGCCUUGGCUCACUGCAGGGGACAGUGAAAAGCUCACUCUUCCAUUUCCCCUUUGCAAUAGAAAAUCAGGAAGAAUUGUGCCUAAAGGCCAACUCCAACCCCAAGGAACAGGCCUGGAAUUAGGAGUCACGACGUCAAUAUCUUCCCAUUUCCUAUCUCGUUCUCACUGACUCUCUUUCUGCCCCUUUGGAACAGAGU